CACGAGUCGCAGCAAUAAUCUAACAUUUUUAAAUCAACAUAGAUAAUCUAACCUACGCCACAAACACCUUCUUCCCUUUCACCCAAUUAAGUUCCUAUGCCACUUUUUGUGACUUGCGAUCGAGACACAAAUAUGGAAUAGAAUAACACACUUUUCUUCCUUCACCAUCAAUCACUCUAACCUCAUCUUUAAUAUCAAUAUACACCAAUUUAAGAAGCCCUAGGUAGGGUGAAAGAAAUUAAUAUGGGAAGGGGAAAGAUUGUGAUACGAAGGAUCGAUAAUUGUACAAGUAGGCAAGUGACUUUCUCAAAGAGAAGAAAGGGAUUGAUAAAGAAAGCCAAAGAGUUAGCAAUCUUAUGUGAUGCACAAGUUGGACUUGUUAUCUUCUCCAGCACUGGAAAGCUUUAUGAAUAUGCAAACACCAGCAUGAAAUCAGUGAUUGAGAGAUAUAACAUUUGCAAGGAAGACCAACAAGUGACAGAUCCAGAAUCUGAAGUCAAGUUUUGGCAAAGGGAGGCAGACAUUUUAAGGCAGGAAUUACAGAAUCUACAAGAAAACCAUCGGCAAUUGAUGGGAGAACAGCUUUAUGGUUUGAGUAUCAGAAAUCUACAAGAUCUAGAGAAUCAAUUGGAACUGAGUCUCCAAGGAGUCCGCAUGAAAAAGGAGAAAAUUCUGACAGACGAAAUCCAAGAGCUGGACCGAAAGGGAAACAUAAUCCAUCAGGAAAAUGUGGAACUUUAUAAGAAGGUAAAAAUCUCAUUCAACAAGAAAACACACAACUACACAAAUAGGUCUACGGCACAACUGAUACCACAACAAUUAAACACGCAUUUGUUCAAUUUCCGUAUGGUGUUCGUGGAGGAGGAGAAUAUCCACAGACAUUAUUUCAACUUCAGUUAUGCCAGCCUGAACAAGAACAGUAUUGUGAGACCUCAGGCAGUGCAAGUGCAACAAAAUGAAUGUGUCAAGAGUUAAGACUCUCAAGUCUUAAAAGAAAGACAUAAAUUAACAUUUCUAUGUUAUGCAGCAUAAUAAUCACAUUUUGGUGAAGUGAGAAUAAUAUUUUCUUAUGGAUUAAUAAUAAUAAUAUUAAUAAAACUCAAUGCACUACUCAGAGAUACAACAAUCAACACAUGUGUGAAUGGUGUCGAUCAUUUGCCAUGAAAUUGUUUGAGUGCA
Cicer arietinum (chickpea) is the source of this 1179-nucleotide messenger RNA. RefSeq names its product MADS-box transcription factor 23-like. Gene Ontology annotation, biological process: positive regulation of transcription by RNA polymerase II. The record is from RefSeq and is a predicted model, not a curated record. Gene Ontology annotation, molecular function: DNA-binding transcription factor activity; protein dimerization activity; RNA polymerase II transcription regulatory region sequence-specific DNA binding. NCBI's taxonomy places the organism in Eukaryota, Viridiplantae, Streptophyta, Magnoliopsida, Fabales, Fabaceae. Gene Ontology annotation, cellular component: nucleus.